ACGAGCGGGAAGCAACGUUGACAGAAGCGCAAAGUAACAGUUUUAGUCGCCUCCCACUUGCGGUGGCGAGGUGGAAAAGCACGUGGUCCAGAGAGAGCAGCGGUAAUCGGUGCCACCGGCCAGGAUCUACCGGCGGUGUGUUUCGUUCCACUUCCACCUCUAGCUUGGUCCACCACCACUAACACCGCCACCACCCGCGCUCAGUGUUCGUUGGCCGUCUCCAGGCGAAGAGUGCGCGCGAGUUGGCAAAGCCGCUGGCUUGUUGUGUGCCACCACUACAACCCACCACCACACAACCAACCAACUCUAAUGGUACAGUAGCGGCACGGCAAACGAUCGCGAAGGUUGCCACACGUGUGUGUCGUCGUCGCGGUCUUCCUCUCCACGACGUGUGCGUCGUCGUUGUCGUCGUCGUCGUCGUCGUCCCAAAGAGGUGGCCGCCUCUUCUUUCGGCCAGGUGACUAGCACGUGACCUUCGCCGUCGUCGAGGAAGAGAAUACUCGUGGCUCGCGAUACUCGGGCUCCGGUGAUCCGCGAGCGGCACGACCUCGUCGUCGUCGAAGAGGCACCCUCGAAGCACGAGGGCAUCGGCCGAGAGGAGGGAAGGCGCCAGGCCUUCUGCGCUCCUCGAGGAUGCCGCCGCUUCCUCGUCGUCGGCGACGACGUGGAUGUACGCGCUACUCGACGAGGGUGGAUUACUGCCAGAUAGCGGUGGUGUCGUGGAGAACGAUGUUGUGGUCGGCGAUGGCGCCUGCGUGAAUACCUGCGGCCUCCACCAACAUCAGCAGCAACACUCUCGAGGCCAUCGUUAUCGCCAGGAGCAACAACAGCAACAACAACAACAACAGCAGCAACAGCAACAACAGCAACAACAACAGCAGCAGGAGGAGCUGGAGGAUUUUCUGUGCUUUCGUGGACCACCGGAGCAAGAGAUGGUGGCCCAAGAAAUGGCACAGAGUUACACGCAGCUCCUCCAGCCGAGUCAAGAGCCGCAGGAAUUCAUCUCGUUGGAGGAGCUUCAUCCGCGUAUCCAUCAGGAGCACCGCGUUCACGACAGCCGCGGCCAGGUCGUUUCGACGAUCUCGUCGACCAGCGGCCAAUUCUAUCAGCACCAUCAGCAACAAGGCAGUUACUAUAACCUCUUGGCCGUUCAACAAAGUUCGUGUUCCACGGUUUACUUCGGCGACAUAGGUACGGGAUCGGGGGUGGGAGAAGUAACCGCCGCCUCGGCGGGGGGUGGCGAAGGUCUCAGCCUGACUCCAACCCCCGCCAGCAACAGCAACAACACAACUACCGCCACCCCCAGCACCACCGGCGUCACCACCAUUACCAUCACCACUACCACCACCACCACCAACGACACAACCCCGCAGAUCGUAACGGGGGCUGAACCGCCCCAGCACAUGGAGACACCCUCGACGAUGGUCCCCGACCAGGCACCCGCCUCCGGCCAUCACUACCACCGUCACCACCACCAUCAUCAUCAUCAUCAUCACCAUCAUCCACGCAGCGCGUCCACCCCUAGCCACGGGCCAACCACCACCGACACGUCCGACGAGUUCGUCGCCGUUACUAGGAAACGGAAGCUCUCCUGCCACGACGGUAGUGAUUUAUUGGACGACACGGGGGACGAUGCCAAGUCUGUUCGCACAAACGACGACAGCAAGAAACAAAAUCACAGCGAGAUCGAGAAGAGACGAAGGGACAAGAUGAACACUUACAUCACCGAGCUGUCAGCGAUGGUACCAAUGUGCCACGCGAUGUCCCGCAAACUCGACAAGUUGACCGUGCUGAGGAUGGCUGUGCAACACUUGAAGACCAUACUUGGGGCCGUUACCUCAUACACGGAAGGUCAUUACAAGCCGGCGUUCCUCAGCGAUCAAGAGCUGAAAACGCUCAUACUUCAAGCUGCGGAAGGUUUUGUCUUCGUGGUGGGCUGUGAUCGUGGAAGAAUUCUCUACGUAUCCGAGUCUGUUUUGCAGACACUCAAUUAUUCUCAGGGCGACCUGUUGGGUCAAAGUUGGUUCGAUAUUCUGCAUCCGAAGGACGUAGCCAAAGUGAAGGAGCAACUGUCCUCUUCGGAUCUUAGUCCACGCGAACGAUUAAUAGACGCCAAAACGAUGUUACCGGUGAAAACGGACGUGCCCCAGGGUGUAUCGAGAUUAUGUCCCGGCGCGCGAAGAUCUUUCUUCUGCAGGAUGAAGCGAAAAGUGGAAGGUGUUCGUUGCAGCGAGUUGCAAGUGAAGGAGGAAGCUGACACGGCCAGCGCGUGUCAUCGACGAAAAAAACAACAAAACGUCGACUGGAAGUAUUGUGUAAUUCAGUGUACCGGUUAUCUGAAGUCCUGGGCGCCAGCGAAAAUCGACCUCGAGGAACACGAAGGCGACGGAGACGGAGAGGCUUGCAAUUUGUCGUGUUUAGUAGCUGUUGGUCGGCUACAGUCCACGUUGCCAACAUCCUUGCCUAAGAAACCGCGUUUGAGACCGAUAAAGUUCGUCUCGCGGCACGCGAUGGAUGGCAAGUUCCUCUUUGUCGACCAAAGGGCUACUUUAGUGUUAGGCUUCCUGCCGCAGGAGCUACUUGGCACGAGUAUGUACGAAUAUUAUCACCACGAUGAUAUUCCUCAUCUAGCGGAAUCUCAUAAAGCUGCUCUUCAAGCGUCCGAGUGCGUCACCACGCAAAUAUACAGGUUUAGAACGAAAGGUGCGAGCUUCGUGAAGCUUCAAUCCGAAUGGAAAUCCUUCAGAAAUCCAUGGACCAAAGAUAUCGAGUACCUAAUAGCCAAGAACUCCGUUACCUCCUGUGACUCCCGAUUGAUCACGAGUAGUGGAAACAGAUCUGAGGAUUCCAGUGUUCAGGGCAACUACGACUACUUCACGCAAAGUAACGGCGGGUUAGAACGAUUGAUCUCGAGUCACGUAGAGGUAAGUAAAAUCGGCCGACAAAUAGCUGAAGAAGUUUUGGAUCUUCAAAGACGCGGCGAGGAUUCUUCUUCCGGUAGCAGUCCCGGGCCAGGACCGGAAUCUGCUUUGUUAAAUACCGAGACGCAGAUCACUACAACCGCGUCGCCAGAGAGGGUGCAGGAUAUGACACAGUCGACCAGAGGCAGCAGCAACAACAGCAGCAGUAAUCCUACACCGACGUUCAACCACAUAGCAAACAACUUGCAGUUGAACAGCAUCGCGAACGACCAAGGAGCGUCACCAGACGAAGACAUGAUGGACAUGAUCGGUGGAACGACGAUCAACGAGUCGCCGAAUCCAGUGCCGUCGGAUGGCAACGACGAGGCAGCGAUGGCCGUGAUAAUGAGCCUCCUAGAGGCAGACGCUGGCCUGGGUGGCCCCGUGGACUUCUCCGGUUUGCCCUGGCCGCUUCCAUAGUACAUACACUUUAAUUCUCUGCUCGUGUGAAAACUGAGACUUCCCGGUGUCCGAGAUACCCUAAACAGCAACAACGUAUUACGAAAACUAUACAAGUGCGUGUAGCAACACAGUGCGAGGGCCAAAGUUGACGCACUUUCGUUUCCGUUUCCAUUGUUUUACGUUCAUCUUACGUGCUUGAGUACUUGAUCAAACUUUCAACCGCUGGGGAAACUACGGUGCACGAACGUCACCGCGAAUUCUUCUUCGUUGCAUGCUCCGACGCUGUUAAGGCAGAUUAUUCUUGGUGCUGAGACGGUGCUGUUUAGAAAACGUGUCAAACGUUUUUUAAUUUCAUAGACAUAUCAUUUCUGUGAUCGAAAAAGAAA
Messenger RNA from Frieseomelitta varia, 3748 nucleotides. RefSeq names its product protein cycle (gene cyc). Gene Ontology annotation, molecular function: RNA polymerase II cis-regulatory region sequence-specific DNA binding; protein dimerization activity; DNA-binding transcription factor activity, RNA polymerase II-specific. The record is from RefSeq and is a predicted model, not a curated record. Gene Ontology annotation, cellular component: cytoplasm; transcription regulator complex; nucleus. The transcript is spliced from 15 exons. NCBI's taxonomy places the organism in Eukaryota, Metazoa, Arthropoda, Insecta, Hymenoptera, Apidae. Bases 669 to 3380 code for a protein of 903 amino acids. Gene Ontology annotation, biological process: regulation of transcription by RNA polymerase II.